AUGGACUGCGUUGGAGGGUGCCUCCGGUUUGCCGCGUGGUACCUGGUGUUUGGGACGGCCCAUGAGCUGGGCCACGUUCUUGCGGGCCUGGCAGUGGGCUGCUGGCCGACGGCCAGCUGGAGCAACCUUGUGGAGCUCCUGCUGUUCAGGCGCGUGCAUGUGAAGACGUCCCAGGCAUGGCAGGAGGCCGUAGUUGGACAUGCGGGCUGGCUGACGUCCUUGCUCAUUGCAGUCGCUGCGUGCGCCACCAGCCACGACUAUGCGCUUCUGAGCACAGCCCUCAUCACAGCAGCCGAGGCAUGUGUUUCAGAUGUGUGUCAGGCCUACGAUAGGCAUGUGGAGUUUGGCGGCCACUGGUUUAGAUGUGGCAACUUCGGGCUGGUCCUCCUCAAUAGUGCUUGGGCAGCUGCACCGGAGCCCAUGAAGGACAUCUUAGAGAAGAUGGCCGAGGUGACCAUGGUACGUGGGGCCCAGAGUGGCGGCGUGCUGAGCUAUGUCAUCGCCAGAAAGUCCGGUUCAGUCAGGGAUGGUAGCUCGGACCUCGCGGGUCUCCGCGCGCGGGUCGUGAACCAAAAGCGCACGUGCCUUUCAGAACUCCUGCGGCGGAAGCUCGAUCGUGCCGAGUGGUGGGCGUGGCUGUGCCGUCGGAAAUUCUUCGGAGCAGGGCGCGUCUACGUUGGCCACACGCGCUUCGCAACCAGCUCUCAGUCCACGUUAGAUGGUGCCCAUCCGCACCAGUGGUCGCCAUCACAGAGGUAUGACAUCUACACUGGCUUUGCGGAGAACAAGCUCUGCAUGGCGGGCAAGAAGAAUGUGGAGAUUUUCGUGACGCACAACGGGGACUUUGACUUCUUUGAGUUCGCAGGCCAGAUGCAGGAGCUGGGUAAAGUGCAGGCUUGGCUGGAGCGGGCGACGUGGCAGCCGAGGCCCUCCGAGGUCGACUCGGCAGCCAUUGCCGGCGUCAUGGAGCUGCUGCGUGUGCAGGGCUGCUUCGCGCUCAGCGCACGCUACGGCUUCCUCUUUGGGCCGCGCUGGAACGACUUCGACUUCAAGGUGCCAAGCCGCAAGUUCUUCGAGCAAGUUGGGGCAGUUAUGGAUGCGGUGCUGCAGAGGUACUUGAAGCAGGGCCUACAGCUGGACCAGCUCAAGAUGCAGCGCGGCAACCUUUACGCAGACUGCAGGACGAGCCUGGAAGGAUCCGGUCUCCGGCUUCCCUUGCGAGGCCGGGAUAUGGAGCAGAUGGUGCGCUGCGCUGUGGAUGCCUUCUUCGACAACGACCUCCUGCAGGCCACACGGCUCUUCAUGGCUUGGGCCCGGGGCUCCUUCGGCCUGUGCAUCACCUGCUCCCUCGACGCGCAUCGCCAGAUGAUCCUGGCCACAGGUGGCCAGUCCAUGUCUGUGGCUUUCUAUCCCCGCUCAGGGGUGGUGCUCUACGCCUCGGAGCAGGCCGCAGUGAAGGCGGCCGUCGGGGUGCGCGCCCCGGCGGCCGUGCCCACGAGUGACCCGGCAAGUGCCGACCUCGAGGCUCCUGUGGCCCGUGAGAGGUGGGCUCAGAGCCGUGUGAGGUCUUUGCUGAACGACGGUCCAGCUGUGCGGCUUGAUCUGGAUGACCUUGGGGGCGAGAUCUGCUUAUUGGACUGGGGUCAUGGCUUGCCCUCGGCGACUGUGAGCGAGACCUUCCCUCCACAGCCGGUGAUGAACCACAGUAUGACGGUCACGCUGGUGCAGGACUGCUUCUCGCAGAAAAGCCUGCCCUGCCGCCUUGUGCCGAUCGAGGACAACCCCUUGGUGCAGCCGCUGCCCAUGAGCCAGCAGGACCCCGUGGGCGCAGACAUCCACGACAUCCCAGAGGCUGUGGCAAACAUCCAGGCCCACUUUUGGGCAGAGGGCCGGCCCACCCGGGCCACAGCUCGGGCGCUCAGCGAGGUGCUGCAGAACCGUCUUCAGAGCAAGCAAGCGGGAGAGCUGGCGGCUGGGUCUGUGGACCUGCUGGUGACUGGCUGCGAGGUGAGUUUGUGGGCGGGCGAGCAAUUUGCCGCAGACCUGAGGACCUGCUUUCCCAAGCUGGUCGUGAAGUCGGCUUCUGCGAAUAAGAUCCUAGGGCUGCUUGGCCAGCAAUUUCCGAUGCCUCAGACGGGCCACGAGAUCGGCGAGGGUUGGGAUUUGCAGGACUCGAUCGUCUUGAUCGUGAGCCACAGUGGCGGUACCUUUGCCCCACUCGCCUUGUCCAACCUGUUGCAGUCCGUGACCCCCAACAUCUUUGCUGUCACCUCCGAGUGGGACACGCAGAUCGGUAAGCAGCUGCGUCAACUUCACGUCCCCUCGGGCCGCGUUUUCAGCACAGAGACCGGGCCACGCCCAGCCGAGCCCUGCUCUCUAUCUGUGGCGGCCACACACCAGAUGCUCACGCAGAUCUUGAUCUACAUCGCCAGCAAGAUUGUGUCAAACAGGAAGCUGAGCAUCGCCGCCGGAAGCAGGAUCAAGAGCAUGGACCUUGCUGAGCUGGAGAAGAACAACCGCUUGAACAUCCAAGCACUCAAGUCCAUCGCCGGGGGCCCGGAGCACAAAAUCGCCAGGGAGCUGCGCUCACUUGGGAGACAUUGGGCUCAGCAUGUGCUGGAGGUUCCGCGGGCCUGGAUGUUGGCAGCUCUUUACAUAUUCAUCACGGUGGUGUACGGCAGCGCGCCGGUGACCUCUUGUGCCGAAGCUGGCGUGCGUGGCACGAAGCUGGAGAAGGAGAUGAUCUAUUUGGCAAAGCUCCUCGAUGCCACGAUCUAUGUGUUUUUGCCUCAGAUCAUGAUCCUGCUCAUCCGGCUGCUACAGCAACGGCCCCUGCUGCAUCGUAUGACGACACGCACUGUGGUGAUCGGUGAUAUACCUUGGGUGGCGCAAUCUGCAGAGUCCUUCCUCUCCAAGCUCAUGGCCUGCACCUACAGCGCUACGGGCCUCACAGUCUUCUCGGCGAACCCGGCUGACCACUUGGUGCACCGCAUGACUCAUCGGGUGGUGCGUGGAACUCUCCUGGCCUGCGGGCGACCCGACGGGCGUCUUACGGCCCUGAGCAGCGCGGAGCAGUCAGUUUGCAUGGCCGUGAACCAGGCCAGCUCCAUCCAGUCCCUUGGAGCCACCUGCGAGAGUGUCACCAUCGGCCACAAUCCGCACCGCUUACCUCUCACUGCUGACGCUGUGUUCUUGAAGGAUGCGCGCCCUCCCUACCUUUGUGAGCAUCUCCUCUCGCGCCACAGCACGAAACCCGAAGGUAGUUCCGCCGUCUCCAUCCUCGGAGCUUUCCAGAACUUGGCAUCGGAGGAUGAUCAGGAGAUGGCGGACGUGCAGCACCGGUUGGACCAUCGCCGAGAAAGGAUGAUACAGCAGGCCAUGGACAAGCAGAGCCAAGUCGAGGUGGAGGAGAAGGUGCAGGCUGUGGUGGACUGCUUGGAGGUUGACGAGGACGGCUUCGUCAAGUUCGAAGAUUGCUGGAAGGGUGUCCAGCUACUACGCCAGGACGUGUGCAAGAAGUCGAUCAGGACCAUCUUCCAGCGUUUGGAAUCCGGCUACGCUUAUCUUCAGCUUGCGUCGAUCCAGCAUGCGGUCGCUGCAGAUCUUUGA
Symbiodinium natans is the source of this 3609-nucleotide messenger RNA. Lineage: Eukaryota; Dinophyceae; Suessiales; Symbiodiniaceae. The record is from the annotation of a GenBank genome assembly.